GAAUUCUUGAAAGUUUCGGUCUUUUCUCCUUGCUUUUAGAUACUGCUUUUUGGGUUUUGCAUCCAACAAAACUAGAGAGAAAAAAGUGCUUAUCUUGGGAAGUGAUACCUGGUUGAAUUUAUUUGGCAGCCAUGGAUUGUUCAUCAUGGAUUAACACUUCCUUGGAUCUCAACAUUAAUCCUCACAAAGUUCAUGAAGAAAUUCCCAAGGAGGUGGAAAGCAAGCUUUUCUCGUUAGGUAUGACCAAGUUUUCUGAGGAAGAAGAGUCCACUAGUGACUUGGAGGAGGAACUGAAGAGGGUGACUGCAGAAAACAAGAAGUUGGCUGAAAUGCUCUCAGUGGUGUGUGAAAACUACAACACUUUGAGAAGCCAUUUGAUGGACUACAUGAGGAGAAAUCCUGAGAAGGAGCAAAGCCCAUCUUCAAAGAAAAGGAAAUCUGAAAGCAGCAACAACAAUAGUAAUCUGAUGGGAAUCAACAACGGAAAUUCAGAGAGCAGCUCUACUGAUGAAGAAUCAUGCAAGAAGCCCAGGGAAGAAACCAUCAAAGCAAAGAUUUCAAGAGUUUAUGUCAGAACAGAAGCAUCUGAUACAAGCCUUAUUGUGAAAGAUGGAUACCAAUGGAGGAAGUAUGGGCAAAAGGUGACCAGGGAUAACCCAUGUCCAAGAGCCUAUUUCAAAUGCUCUUUUGCUCCAAGUUGCCAUGUCAAAAAGAAGGUGCAAAGAAGUGUGGAUGAUCAAUCUGUGCUUGUUGCUACAUAUGAAGGGGAGCACAAUCAUCCUCAGCCUUCUCAAAUGGAGGCAACAUCAGGUUCAGUGCCUUGUGCAGGAUCUCUCAGCACUUCUGCUCCAACAGUUGUUACCCUUGACUUAACAAAAUCUAAGUGCAGCAACGAUUCCAAGAGUACAAAACCUAAAGUACCUCAGAAUUUGGUUGAACAGAUGGCUAAUUCUUUGACCACGGAUCCUAAUUUCAGAGCAGCACUCGUUGCUGCCAUCUCAGGAAGAUUGUUGCACAAGAAUUAAAUGGAAAUUUGGUAAAGUGAAGCUAAUUUAGUUUCAAUUGUUAAGUAUUCCAUAAAAUAGAUCAUUGUUUAGAGGUUAGAGCAAGGGAUCACUAUAUGUAUAUACAACGUAGAAGGGUGGGACAUAUUUCUCAAUUUGAUCCUUCAAGUGGAAAUAAGUUCCACUAAGGAUAGUAUCUUGAGCUGAUUAAACAAUAGAAAAUCAAGCUCAGUUCACUCUGCUCCUCCCAUAUACUUCAUCAUGGUAAGGAUCUAGCUAGCCUUUAUCGGCCAAAAAAUCUAGGAUACAUCAAUUAGUUUCCCGACUAAGUUCUUGCAAAAAUUCUCUGAAAGAAAUGAAAUUCUUUCAUACAGUGCAUUUCUCAUGGCAAUUGGAUUUCUCCUUUCUUUUCUUUUAAUUCUACUACUUUCUCUGGAAAGCCAACCUUGUAUCUCAAUGUUGAAUGUACAGGCUCAGCUUCAGCUUUAGAUUUUUCAUUUUAGAAAUUAUGUUACAGAUCCAUCAAAUAUUGUAAGUGAUGGAAUAUUACUCAAAACGCAGAAGAAAAGAAAAAGCAUCUGUAUGAUGAGUUUUCAAUUCAAUGGUUGAUAUUUUGAGCAG
Molecule: messenger RNA, 1625 nt
Organism: Abrus precatorius (Indian licorice)
Lineage: Eukaryota; Viridiplantae; Streptophyta; Magnoliopsida; Fabales; Fabaceae
Product: probable WRKY transcription factor 40
Exons: 5
Coding region: 132-1025 (297 amino acids)
Biological process (GO): regulation of DNA-templated transcription
Molecular function (GO): DNA-binding transcription factor activity; sequence-specific DNA binding
Source: RefSeq, a predicted model, not a curated record